AUGAUAUGGCUAUGUGAUAUUCAAAAUUGCAACAAAGCCUCUGUUCGUAUCUCUGGGGAAUGUGUUCUAUGCAAUCGUCAUCUUUGUGCAAACCAUCUGGGACCAAAUUACCACACCUGUCCCCAAUGGGAGGCAAAGGCUAGAUAUGACCCGGCCGCUAGGAAAGGGGAACAGGAUGAGAUCGUUUAA
Penicillium daleae is the source of this 189-nucleotide messenger RNA. RefSeq lists its product as uncharacterized. The transcript has 2 exons. Lineage: Eukaryota; Fungi; Ascomycota; Eurotiomycetes; Eurotiales; Aspergillaceae. The coding region runs from base 1 to 189 and encodes 62 amino acids. The record is from RefSeq and is a predicted model, not a curated record. Gene Ontology annotation, molecular function: zinc ion binding.